UUGACCGACUGCCGCCAUAUACCUGGAAUAUUGCAUACCUUCUUUUACUCUCAGUCCUAGGUUAAUAGGAACCAUCUGGGUGGAAACAAACGCGAGUCUGUAUAUUACAUAACAUUGGGUAUUCAUGUCCUUAACCCGUUUGGUGACACCGAAACCAGUUAUAGAUGUAAUCAGUGACGUAAUGUUAAUGAAGCAGGUCAAAGAAGGAAGCUACAUUAUCCCUGACCCUGUGUUGAUGUGCUAGCGUGAUGCUGGUACUGAGGACAACAGGUGUUGAUCUGGUGGAGGGAGGACUACACGUGUAGGUGUUCAACCUGUGAAAGGAGGGUUACUGAAGAUGUAUCCUGGUUCAUCCUGUAGCCUGGAGCCGGCUAGUCAGCUUCAUCAACUCGUUAUCCAACACUGCCUACUCCUGGGAUAAAGGAUCCAACAGCCAGGUUAAAUCGAUCCAACAGCCAGGGCAAAUCCAGGAUGGCGACCAGACAAGGCGCGGCUGUGCUCGUCUACAUUUUGAUGAUAAUGUUUGGGGUGUCGUCCUGGGUGGACAUCAAUGGUUUGUGGGUGGAGCUACCCAUCAUGGUCCAGGAGCUUCCAGAAGGGUGGAAUCUACCCUCGUACAUUGUCGUUCUGACCCAGCUUGCAAACAUUGGACCAGUUAUUUACAGUUUACUGUGUUCGAACCGUGUGUCGGAGAAAUUGGUCAUUUACUUCAUCAUUGGCAUCGGGGCCUUAACGUGUCUCUUGUUGGUGUUCUUCUGGCAGACGACAACCAUCGUUGCUGGAGCUCCCCACAGCACCGCUAUGUUUAUUUUGAAUUUUAUCCUGGCGCUAGUGGACUGUACAUCCACUGUCGUCUUCUUCCCCUUCAUGGCUACGUUUAAACCUGUGUAUAUGAGUGCCUACUUCAGCGGAGAAGGUCUUGGUGGCCUCCUUGCAGGGUUAUUAGGACUCGCCCAAGGGGCAGGCCGUAUUGUCUGCCUCAAUGUUACAGAAUACGUCAAUGCAACCAUCAACACGACGGCGUCACUAGAAGCCGUGACAACCAUGACAGCGAUAUACGAAGAUAACAAUUUCUCAUUCGAGGUUUAUUUUGCCAUCAUCACCGGCAUCAUUGUCAUGUCCGGGGUGGCCUUCACCUUCCUCGCGUUCCAUCCACUGUGUAAAGAGGAGCAUGUCCAACAAACACACAAACAGACAAAGAAGACUUCGCAGAAACGUGAUUCUCAAGCAUCUAUGGAGCUUCAAGCGGAUGAGAAAAACCGCCAAAUAGAACUGAUCAGUUAUGAAAGAAAACACCUUGACGAACCGGUUGGAAUUGACGUCAAGAACGAUACUGACGGUAUUAAGACGGCAGUUUUCAGUGAAGAAGGUAGCACAAAUAUGAAGGACAAAACUUGUGACGUAAAGGCAACGACUGGAACAGAGUACAUCAUUUCACUUCUAUUAACAGGAUGGGUGAACUGUUUGAGGAACUCGGCGCUGUUGGCCGUUCAGUCCUACUCUUGUCUACCUUACGGUGUCACCCAGUACCAUCUGGCUGUAACGCUAGCAAAUCUAGCCAAUCCACUGGCGUGUUUCUUUGACCUUUUCAUCCACGUCACUUCCGUUCCUGCGCUGUCCUCCCUGACCCUGCUGGGCUCCCUACUCGGGGUUUACAUCAUGGCGGCGGCGGUGAUGAGCCCUGUGCCAGUUCUUGUGGGAACACUGGCUGGAUCCAUCUUGAUUGUGUCAGUGUGGGUGGUCUGUGUAUUCAUCCUCACCUACGCGAAGGUGUCACUGGCGUCGCUCUUCAGGGCGGAAGGCAAGAAAGGUCUGCUUCACUGUGGCGUAGCAACACAAGUCGGCUCCGCCAUUGGAGGUGUUUCUAUGUUCGUCUUCGUUAACAUACUUAAUCUCUUCAAGACUGUCGAUCCCUGUUCUUAGAUCGUUCACAAAAAGGCUUGGUUUGUUAUAUAUUUCACCAGACUACGCCAGGACUGCUACAGCUCUAUUUUAUGUAUAAUAUUUUGAAAGAUUCGACUUGAUUAAAUACUGUGAAGCCAC
Molecule: messenger RNA, 2043 nt
Organism: Haliotis rufescens (red abalone)
Lineage: Eukaryota; Metazoa; Mollusca; Gastropoda; Lepetellida; Haliotidae
Product: riboflavin transporter 2-like
Exons: 5
Coding region: 472-1923 (483 amino acids)
Biological process (GO): riboflavin transport
Cellular component (GO): plasma membrane
Molecular function (GO): riboflavin transmembrane transporter activity
Source: RefSeq, a predicted model, not a curated record